Gloeophyllum trabeum ATCC 11539 is the source of this 1269-nucleotide messenger RNA. RefSeq lists its product as uncharacterized. The record is from RefSeq and is a predicted model, not a curated record. The transcript has a single exon. The coding region runs from base 1 to 1269 and encodes 422 amino acids. Lineage: Eukaryota; Fungi; Basidiomycota; Agaricomycetes; Gloeophyllales; Gloeophyllaceae. Gene Ontology annotation, cellular component: cytoplasm.
AUGAGCCGCCACAACCCGUUCCGCACGCCCGGCGUCACCCCGCAGCCCACCGGCGCCUCCACAUUCACAUUCACAUCCCCAUCCACCUCCGCACCCCCUCCCGCAUCGCCACAUCCAAACCCAAAUCCACCCUACGCGCCCCCACCCGGCCCACCCCCCUCAUCCACCGCCGAGGCUCACGACGACCUCCCCGAAAUCCCCGAAGACCUCCCCGCCCUCCCGGACGAGCCGCCCCCCGCGUACUCGAGCGCGCCCGACCCGUGGCGCGGCGAGGCGACGAUCGAGCUCGGCCCGCGCAGGCCCUUCCAGCAGCCCCCUGCCCCUGCUCCUGCCCCUGCCCCGCCCGCGCCUCCUGGACCACCCCAAUCCCAGCCCCCACCCGGCGCGUCGAGCUACCCCGGGUCGGUGUACCGGCAGCACACGGGUGCGCCGCCGCCGCCGCCGCAGCACCCGCACACGCGCCGGCGCUCUGCUGCCGGUGGUUCGGCGCAUACGCCGACACCUGCGCCGUUGUCGGACUUUGCGAGGGAUUUCUACGCCGCGGGGGCGGAUGGGGGUGGCGAUGCAGGCACCGGUGCUGCUGCGCAGCCCAGCCAGGGCGCGUACCAGCCGCGGUAUGCGCCGCCGCCCGGGCCACCGCCGCGAAGCCCUGGGGGCGGGGUCCCGGACGAUGGACGGCCGACGAGGACGCCCGUACCGGGGCAUCCGCUGCUGAGGGACGGGCGGCUGCUGGUGUACCCCGGCGGGUACGAGUGUCACAAAUGUGCGUCGCGCCCUCGAUCUACUUAUGCCAUGGUCCCGUCUAUAUCGACGCCCGCAGGCCGCAACACGGGGUACAGGAACUUUGACCCGUCGCACCCGUGCGGCAAGUGCUGGGACAGGUACGCGAAGCCGUUCGCGGGCGCGGUGGCGUACGCCGACUGGGCCUCGCCGGCCUCCGCGUCGUCGGGGAAGACGUUCCAGCGCCCGCUGCCCUCUUUCUCCCCGCCGCACCUCUCCUCCCCCAACUCCUCCUCCUCCCACCUGCGCCCGCCUGCUACUGCCCCGCCCCGCCCGCAUUCGUACGCAGGAUACGAAUCUCCAUCCCCCGGGUUCACCACGGCGUACGCGCAGGCGCCGCCGGCGGGCGCGGCGGUCGUGCAGCCGGGGGACCCGCGCAUCGGCGGGAACUUGUGCUGGCAGUGUGGCGGGAGCGGGCGGGUGCCGGUGUUUUUGCUGAUGGAGGAGCGGUGCGGGGUGUGCGGGGGGCUGGGGAGGGUGUUUGCGUGA